Molecule: messenger RNA, 2122 nt
Organism: Macadamia integrifolia
Lineage: Eukaryota; Viridiplantae; Streptophyta; Magnoliopsida; Proteales; Proteaceae
Product: protein NSP-INTERACTING KINASE 1-like
Exons: 3
Coding region: 1681-1989 (102 amino acids)
Molecular function (GO): protein binding
Source: RefSeq, a predicted model, not a curated record
UUGUAGGUCUCUGAGAUGAAUGCCCAGUAUUUCCCUCCAAAGGAAGAUGUGAUCUUGCAGAAUGAAGACAAACUUUUUAUUUAACUACUUAACUUCUCUUAUGCUAUGCUAUUAUUGUGUUUCUCUCUCUCUCUCUCUCUCUCUCUCUCUAUAUAUAUAUAUAUAUAUGCCUCCCUCUCUCUCCACGAUUUUAUAUACGGAGGAAGCUGUUAUUCAGCUUCCCUAGCCUCUGGUUGCAUGAUCUCUCUUCUUGCUAGCGCCAUUGGUUUAUGGGCUCUUAUUCUCUCUCUUGACUUUUCUGAUUUUGAGAACGAAUUUCAUACAUCCCUUUUAAACUAAACCCAGAAAAAAUUCUGGUUCACCUCCAUUUUCGUGUUCAAUCUCGCUGAUUUCUGAUGCAUACCUGUUAAGUUUUGAACAGUUGCAUGCCAAUAUUUGACAAUAUUUAUUUAGUUGCUAAAUAGUUCUCUCAUUUUGGUGUAAAGACUUAUUAUAAUACUUAUAGGAGGAAGACAGGUUUGAUUGCUUUACUUGAUGUCGAUGGAACACUUACAGCUCUAAGAAAGGUAUGAUUUCUUAUUUUUGUUCCCUUUGUAAGCAAUCAUGUGACUUGAUCCAAAUGAUAUUGCAUUUUAAUUUGUUUAGUGUUCUUUUUAGUUUACCCCCUCCAACCAUUUUGAGUUUAAUUAGAAUUAAGUAUGAGCUAUACGCUGAUCUUUGAAUUUUUAUGAGGGAUCAAAACUACAUAUGAUCUGUCUUUUUUGUGUUCAUGAACACGCCUGAAGUUCAACCCCUUUCUUGGCUUGUACAGGCUAAUUUGGAAUUAAUAAUUGACUUGGGAUGGUAAAUCAAACAGAUGGAAAAAUUGAAUGGUUUUUUUAUUGGUGUUAGUUGGCUAAUAAAGGCAGAAAAGAUAGUUUGAGUCACUAGCUUAGACAUCACCCAUUAAAAGGGUACAAAACCGCAAUCUUUUCACAACUGUUUUUUGCUACCUCAUCACCUGGAUUAGGCUAAGCUGUGUUUAAUUGACUUGGGAGCAAGGAUUAAAGUAUCGGUAUCGGCCACCGUGUCGGUCGGUUAAAUUUAAGAUAUGUAUCGGAAGGUAUCGUAUCGUAUCGGAGAUAUGCUAAGAUAUGCUAAAGAUCAAGGAUUAACGUAUCAGUAUUGAUCAUCGUAUCGAUUGACUAAAUUUAAGAUAAAUAUCGGAGGGAUAUCGUAUCGUAUCGGAUUGGAGAUAUUUUAAACCAUGCUUGGGAGAAGGGUGUUGAUAGCACAUUGCCCAUCUUUCUCUUAUUAUUUCUUAUUUUUUUCUAUGUCUUGGUACCCUUUCUAUCUUUUUUCUUUAAUUUAAUUUCUUUAAUUCUAAACACAAUCCCUUUCCCGAAACCCUCUUCCCCCUUCGUGCUCCUAAACUCUAUCUCUCACAUUCUCUUUCAUCCCAUCCUCUUUCUCUCUCUCUCCUUCGGCAGACCUAGCACUCCCAUCUUGCUCUUGUUGAACCCAGCACUCCCUCUAAGAGUUGAUCAUCUUUCUAUUCAUCUUCUUCUCCGUUUGAAUCUGAAGCUCAACGAUGGGGAAAAAAAAUAAAGCCUGUUUGCACUUCUUCUCCGUCUGAAUCUGAAGCCCAAUGAUGGAAGGGACUCCUUUGCGGCAACCAAUAUCAUCACAAGCACUCUGUUCAUGGUGAGUCUCUUCCUCUACAGCAACCAAGAUUAUUACAAGAGAAUGAUGCUAUUACAGGACAAUAACAUAUCAGAACCAACUCCAGUAAAACUAGGGAGGCUCUUACAACUUCAGACACUAGAUCUUUCAAAUAAUUUCUUCACUGGUGAAGUUCCAUCUUCAUUGGGCCGCUUGCAAAAACUCCAAUACUUGCAAGAGGUCAUGUACCAGAGACUUGUGAAACUUGUUUUGCUGGAUCCAUUCAGAGCUGGGCAUGUCUUCGAUUUUCUCUUACCUCAUUUCCAUUGUUUAGAAAAUGUCCUAUAACUUUUAUUUUGAUAUAAUGAGUUCUUUGUUGAUAUAUGUAAUGUAUAACAUGACCUUCAUUUGUGAAGUUAUUUACAUCCUCUAAAUUAUUUUGCAUUUUGUAGUUUUUUUUAUUAAAUGGAUUUUGAUAACA